AUGGGAAAUCCAGAAGGAGAGUCGUCUGCGUACGAGGGUGAUUAUGAACCCUACCAACCUCAGGUGGAGGUGGAGUUGGAGUAUGAGUCGCAAGCUGAUCAACAAUUUCAAUACCAACAAGUGCCUGAAACCACCAGCCAAAACCAAAACCAACAAGAUCAAUACCAACCACCACCACAACCGCCACCCAGUGCACCUCAAAAUAAUUAUGACCCCCAAGCACAACCACAACCACAAUCACAAGAAGGAGUCCUCCAGCAACUACCGCCAUCUCAGCCUCAGCCGGUAGGGUUCCCACCACCACAAGGUCCUCCACAACAAAACCCCUACCAGACUCCAACGCCUCAGCCAGCGCAAUUCCCUCCUCAAAGCCCGCAACAGUUCCCACCACAAAACCCACAAUUCCACCAACAAGCAAACUAUCAGCAGCCUAGGCCUGCACAGUUUCCACCCCAACCCCAGAAUAAUAUGCAAACCAAUCGAAACCCCAAUCCCAUGUAUGCAAAUGUGCCAAACCAACCUGGGGCGGCCUACCCUCCACAAGGACCACAACCAAUGGGCAUGGGGAACCAACGACCUCCAGCACAAUUUCCUCCCCAGUCUCCAGCACUAUAG
This is a messenger RNA of Pyrus x bretschneideri (Chinese white pear), 615 nucleotides long. RefSeq names its product proline-rich protein 2-like. The transcript has a single exon. The coding region runs from base 1 to 615 and encodes 204 amino acids. NCBI's taxonomy places the organism in Eukaryota, Viridiplantae, Streptophyta, Magnoliopsida, Rosales, Rosaceae. The record is from RefSeq and is a predicted model, not a curated record.